Molecule: messenger RNA, 1416 nt
Organism: Eremomyces bilateralis CBS 781.70
Lineage: Eukaryota; Fungi; Ascomycota; Dothideomycetes; Eremomycetales; Eremomycetaceae
Exons: 6
Coding region: 1-1416 (471 amino acids)
Source: RefSeq, a predicted model, not a curated record
AUGCCUGGACCAGAAGGGGAGUCGCCUACGGAAGAGUUGGGUGCUCAACCAUCUGCUCAACCAUCUGUCAAGAUACCAGACGACAACAAUGACUUCGUGCCUCGUAUGGAUGAAAAGACAGUGGGCCUAUCGGGCUUGCUACCGAGACAUUGUUUGAAUGACGACGUAAUAUAUAUUGUCAGGCUGAGCUCCCUGCCAAAGCCGACACGCCUUCUGGAGAACUGCGUCGCCAAAACCUACGAUCCGCUGCGUCGAAGUCAGAAUAUCGAUCAAAUGAAGAUACUAGCCAGGAGACUUAUCGUGGCCGUCAGCCACAAUUGGGUUGAUGAGGGGUGGGUAGCCCAAGAACUUGAACAGACCGGCGGCACUGACUGUAGAGUGUCGAAGUCAAAAUUAGUUCUGUCACUUUGUCUGGAUAAUCAAAUUCACGAUGUUGUACCUAGAUCAAUAGAACUCAAGUGUAUGCUAUUGUUGUUCACCUCACUAUGCUUCUUGAUUGAAUACUCCUAUGCACCGUAUACUAGUAGAAUUGCUCAGUGCCUUAGUAGGGCCCAAUCCCAAGCCCGUCUCCUCGUUGCACAUAAUUUGUACUUCUUCCUCUUUUCUCUUCAAUCACACGCACUCACUUUCCCAACCAAUCCAAUCACAAACCAACACAUAACAACCACCACCACAACCACGCCUCUGACCCCUGAAACCAUUGCGGACCACCUCAGCGCCCUGGCGGCCCGGUCCCGCAAGCGAAAAAACACCUACGCCAUCCAACGGGGUCUAGAUGCGUGUGCCGACCGCCUGUUGGCACAUGCGGCAGACAAAACCUCCUCCACGAAGCGGCGGCGCAUAAUGCCAAGCGAACGGCACAAGGUGGCGUGGAAGAUGUGGAGGGCGAGCGGGCUCGCAGAGUUGGGGACAAGAGAGCGGGAGAAAGCGAGGGAGUGGUGGAUUGAGGCGCGGGGGAUGAGGGAGCGGUUGAUGACGGGGAGGAUGGGGAGGAUGCACGCGCCGGUUCUAGUGCCGAAGAAGAAAGGGAUUCGCAGGACUGUCGCGUUAGCGGCCUGGGGGAGACGCCGUGAGUUCUGGCGGAGUAAGGAUGACGCUGUACCGGAGAGGUGGGUGGCGCGUCUCGUUAUUCCCGAGAGAGAACGUGGACUGCGGCCGAGGAGGCGGUUUAGGGUGGAGGGAUGCCGGGAGCACGGGGGGGUGAAGGACUGGUGUCCUUUGAAGGUGGAAUUGGGGCGGGCGGCAGUAGUGGGGGAAGGGAGUGAGGACGAGGAGGUGGAGGAGAAGGAAAAGGAGUGGCGGGAGGGGGAGGAUGAGGAUGAGGAUGAAGUUGAAGACGAGGAGGAUGAGGAUGAUGAGGAUGAUGAUGAGGAGAACGAGGAAGACGGCAUCCCCUCCGGGUUGCCAGAAUGGUGA